CUACCCAAUUAUACUAGAAGGAUGCGUGCCUCACAAAAAAACCUACCUUUAAAACUCACAGACUCGUACCUCUCCCUUUGAAAAGAUUUGCUGGCUAGGCUUCAUUCUCUCUUCUGUGUUCCUCCUACCUUUCCAAAUGGCCCAGCAGAAGGUGGUGUUGAAGGUCAUGACCAUGACUGAUGACAAAACAAAGAAGAAAGCAAUAGAAGCUGCAGCCGAUAUAUUUGGGGUUGAUUCGAUUGCGGCAGAUCUGAAUGAUCAGAAGUUAACGGUCAUAGGGCUAAUGGAUUCAGUGGCAGUGGUGAAGAAGUUGAAGAAAGUAGGGAAAGUGGACAUAGUAUCAGUUGGGCCGGCUAAAGAAGAGAAGAAAGAAGAGAAGAAGGAAGAGAAGAAAGAAGAAAAGAAAGAAGAGAAGAAGGAAGAGAAGAAAGAAGAGAAGAAGGAAGAAAAUAAAGAGGAAAAGAAAUAAGUAAAAAAAGGCUAAAUUUCAAUCAAUACUACUAAGUGCUCUUGUUAUUGCUAUUUUCCCAUUAAUAAGAGGCUUGCUUUUAAU
Juglans regia (Persian walnut) is the source of this 553-nucleotide messenger RNA. Its product is annotated as heavy metal-associated isoprenylated plant protein 39-like. The record is from RefSeq and is a predicted model, not a curated record. Lineage: Eukaryota; Viridiplantae; Streptophyta; Magnoliopsida; Fagales; Juglandaceae. Gene Ontology annotation, molecular function: metal ion binding. The transcript has 3 exons. The coding region runs from base 137 to 469 and encodes 110 amino acids.